This is a messenger RNA of Racocetra persica, 815 nucleotides long. The record is from the annotation of a GenBank genome assembly. NCBI's taxonomy places the organism in Eukaryota, Fungi, Glomeromycota, Glomeromycetes, Diversisporales, Gigasporaceae.
AACCAUCUUUUUUAAUACAAAAACUUGCAGUCUGGCUUAAAGAUCAACCGCCUCCACCGUUUUUUGAUCUAUCUGUCAAUGAAAUUUUAUACUACUUUAAUGGAUCUUGGAAGUGUCAUUUGUACUAUGAUGACUUCGGUACCUUCAGAACUGUAUACCACUCCUUAGAUUUGUACCUUUUGGAGGGAAUAUCUGAGACUUUAUCAAACCGUUUUUUGAAAAAAUUACGAAACUUGAAAAAGGGAUUAGGAGUUUUUACUUCAGAUCUUUCUCAGAGAAACGACAUCACUGGAAUAUUACAUCAUAAUUGGUCGAUAUCAUCAAGUUACGGAUCAAGAGUUCCAGCUUAUAAAUCAACAAACUUCAAAAACUGCAAAAUUGAGACUUUGCUCUCAAUACGGAUUACGGAUUUUACCGGACCAUUGGAUCCAAUUUUGCAUGACCGUCAUUUACAUAUACCGCAAGAUGCAUAUCAUGCAAUUGCUGGAAAAGUAGCUCGGUUGCUCGAUUGUACAUGUUUAAUUUUAAUAUCAUAUGGUGCAAAUAAUUUAAUUAAUUACUGGAAGCAUUUUGAGGUUCCAUCACAAUGGUCUCGUUUACCAAACCCAAUUACUCAUCGACACUUAUUUAUGAUGUCAGAUAAUUUGAGAAUUCUUAUGAUCUUUCCUUUUAUUUUAAAGCGUUGCCUAACUGUUAAAAGUAUUAAAAAUGAUUUUUUAAUAUCUAUGCAAGAGAGGUUACAUUUUUCUCAUCGAUCAGACGUAUGUGAUUGUAUUAUUCAUACUUGGGUACUUUCUGCGAAGACAGCUAAAGAA